Messenger RNA from Phascolarctos cinereus (koala), 1157 nucleotides. The record is from RefSeq and is a predicted model, not a curated record. NCBI's taxonomy places the organism in Eukaryota, Metazoa, Chordata, Mammalia, Diprotodontia, Phascolarctidae.
AUCCUAGCCCUUUGCCUCUGAUUCCUUCCUUUGCCUGUCUCCCAAAUCUGUCUCUUCCUGGUUUCUCUGUCCUGUCUCUUUCUAUGGAGCAGAAGGUAGUUCUCAUCACAGGCUGUUCCUCUGGAAUCGGUCUGCAUCUGGCACUGCGCCUGGCAGCUGAUCCUUCAGGCAGCUUCAAAGUGUAUGCCACCCUACGGGACCUCAGGUCUCAGGGCCCGCUGUGGGACGGUGCACGGGCUCGAGGCUGCCCUCCGGGCUCCUUGGAGACUCUACAGCUUGAUGUGACCGACUCCAGCUCAGUGGCAGCUGCCCGAGACCAAGUGACCGAGGGCCGAGUGGACAUCCUGGUAUGUAAUGCUGGCCGUGGCCUGCUUGGCCCACUGGAGGCCCACGCGGUAGAAGCUGUGGGCUCCGUGCUGGACGUGAACGUGGCGGGGACAGUCCGUACGCUCCAGGCUUUCCUUCCGGACAUGAAGCGACGCCGCGCGGGCCGGGUGCUUGUCACUGGGAGCGUUGGCGGGAUGAUGGGCUUGCCCUUUAACGCAGUUUACUGUGCUAGCAAGUUUGCGCUGGAGGGUCUAUGUGAGAGUCUGGCUGUGCUGCUGCCACCCUUCGGCGUCCACGUCAGCCUCAUAGAGUGCGGCCCUGUACGAACCGCUUUCCAGGAGAAGCUGGAGGGGGGUCCUGGCGGUGCACUGGGAAGCGCCGACCUAGAGACUCGGGCUCUCUUUUCCCGUUACCAGCGCCACUGUGAGCGGGUCUUCCGUGAGGAGGCACAGGACCCAGAGGACGUGGUGGAGGUGUUCGUCCGAGCGCUCAGUGCCCCUCACCCUGUCCUGCGCUAUUUCAGCACUGAGCGCUUCCUGCCACUGGCCGGGCUCCGACUCUCGGAUCCUGGAGGCUCUCAAUACGUAGAUGCCAUGCACCGAACCGUCUUCUCCGAGCCCGAGGAAGGGGAGGCUGGGAGUGGGGCCGAAGGCCUCGAGAGCCCCUGAGUUAGAAGUGCCCUUCUUUUCACCCCAACACACACACUCUAUAAAGUACCCUGCCCAUAUCGCCUAACCAGUGACUGGGUUACUUUGUUUUCGAAACAAGUUUUCCAAAGGGGGGCUCAUAGGAGAGAGCUGUUUGCCUUCUUCAGAUGGCAAAAAAAAAAA